Nematostella vectensis (starlet sea anemone) is the source of this 1756-nucleotide messenger RNA. RefSeq names its product UPF0598 protein CG30010. The transcript has 3 exons. The record is from RefSeq and is a predicted model, not a curated record. Bases 203 to 892 code for a protein of 229 amino acids. NCBI's taxonomy places the organism in Eukaryota, Metazoa, Cnidaria, Anthozoa, Actiniaria, Edwardsiidae.
AGGUAGCACAAUGCAUUUUGCGAUUGGUUUUCCGUUCAAAACAAAUACAAAGAUAGAAACGCGAACGUUCAGAGAUAAACAUUUUAAUUGAUUUUACGUAAAAAAAAAACACCCAACAGUUACCUGGAAAUACCAGGCGGUGGACUCCCGAGACGAUUACCCAUAAUUGUCUUGAUUUCACGUCAAAGGUCCUUGAAGCAGUAUGAUUUUCACAGCGAUGUUGCGAGCUCGGCCAUCAUCUUUUUUACACUCACAGACUGGGUGCCUGGUCUUAACGCGGUGCAUUAGCUAUGUACAAGGGCAGUCACCUGCCCCUAAAGUCAGAGAGUACUUCUAUUACAUCGACCAUCAAGGACAGCUGUUUCUUGAUGACACAAAAAUAAAAAACUUUGUCACUUGUUUUAAAGAUAAACAGUUUCUGAGGUUUUUCUUCAGACGACUAAAAAUAAACAAAACAGGUCGUUUUGAUGACGAGUUUCCUUACAUAUCCCCAUGUGGAGUUGAGAAGAACUACAUUCGGUGUGAAGAUCUCCCCAUAGUAUUCCACAAGUUAGAAACCUCACAAGAUAACACAUCCUUCAGCGUCUUGAAGUGUAAUGGAGUUGAGGAUGGAAUGGAUGUAGAAUUUCAACCAUCGAAAAUUUGUAUGCUGCCUGAGAGUGGAAGAGUUUACCACCCUGGCCCAGAAAAGGCAGGAGGUAUAGGGCUCAUUAAAUCAAGCCUGGCUAUUUCCCUCAGCUCGUACUUCGAGUACAAGGCUGGGAGCAGUGACGAGGAUCCUCCAUCUCAUUUCAAUUGGAAUGGAGAAUUGCAUGAACUUGACAACUCACUCUGGGAUCUUAUAAGAAGUGACGAAAUUGCAAGCCUACAAAAAAGACUUGGGGUCAAAUAGAUUGUCUUUGGCUGGAUAACUGCAUAUAUAAUUAUUUUAUUAAAAUUCUGGUGCAUAUAUAAUUAUUUUAUUAAAGUUCUGGUACAACAAAUUAUAGUGGGCAAACAGUAAAAGCGUGAAAGAUUAUUAAAACCAAAUUGCACUAUUUUGUACAAUUACUACAGUAAAUAGUAAAUUGUCAAUUUCCCUCACAAAAUAGUGUGGCCGCAAAACCGAAACAGUGAGACAAAAGAAAACAAAAGAAAGCCAAAGUCACGGUCCAACUAUUUUACUAAAUACUAAAAAGUGGUGUUCCAGUUCCACUGUUUUCAUCAAAUUAUACAAAGAGUACUAUUUACUAACUAAUCUUUCACGCUUUUACUGUUUGCACUCUAGUUUAUUGAAAGAGAAAACAAAAUUGAAUAUGAUUGUCUUCUGUAUAAAAUGACUUUACAGACGAGAUGCGAAAUGAAAUAUUAUCGCAGGCAAACUAUAGAAUAGUACUAGUUGCACCUUGCUCGAAAAUGGACAGCAAUAGAUCCCAGACAGAUAUUAUAUACGAGAGAGUUUUAACCGUGUUUGCAAACACUAAACACUUGAUUAACAUUUGUGCGUUUUGAGUUCGGCUUGAAUGUUAAGUGCGGAUUCACAUAUAAUUGGCUAAAUCCUGUCCCGGAGAAACAAAAACACACGUACCGACAGUGGACAAAACCAUAAACAAAAACAAGACUCCGUGUAGUGCGGAUUGGCCCAUAGAGUCAUAAAAACAGGCGUUCACAUUUGUGCAUUUGUUAUUUCACAGAUUGCUAUCCUGAAAAAAAAAAACUUGAGUACAGAAGUAUAAAUUAUGAAUGUCAAUAGUUAAAUUACAACACCAUCAGAGAC